AUGAAGUUCUCUACCACAAUCUUCCCUCUCCUUGCCAUUUCCGGCUUCUCACUUGCUAAGAAGCCCAAGCGGCCAUGCCACAACGCAGCGGCUCCUCACCAAGGAAUUGGAAACUACUGCCGGUGUGCAGACAACACUUGCUGGCACCGCGGUAAUGAUGACUGCAUUAAUUUGGGCAGCCAAAUUGUCGAAUGCCCUGUGCCUGUGACGGCUCGCACCUAUGCUGCUUGA
Messenger RNA from Lasiodiplodia theobromae, 231 nucleotides. Its product is annotated as Mfs monocarboxylate transporter. The coding region runs from base 1 to 231 and encodes 76 amino acids. The transcript is spliced from 3 exons. The record is from RefSeq and is a predicted model, not a curated record. NCBI's taxonomy places the organism in Eukaryota, Fungi, Ascomycota, Dothideomycetes, Botryosphaeriales, Botryosphaeriaceae.